GAGGUAACGCUAACAUCUUGGUUAUAUUUGUGAAGUUUUUUGUUUACACAACGCUUGGAAUGGAUGAAUUAUUCUGUGUAGGAUAGAAUCUAAAGUGUUCAGGCUUAUUAAAAAUGUUUUAUACCCAAGUCUAGUAAUUGGAAAUGGAAUCAUUGGUACCAUCAGAAAUUGCUAGACUAGUUUAUGGAUAUUUGAUUGAGGAAAACUGUGAAGCUGCUGCACAAUUAUUUCUAGAGACUUCUUCCAGUUUGAAGGAAUGUCUCACACUUCAAAAGAAAGGCCGAAAAUUUAACACCACUGUGUUGGGACUCUCAUUAGUGGAUAUUUUAAAUUUGUAUACUGAUGCUAUUUGUUUAGUGAAAAAUUACUUGGCUAGGGAAGAUUCUUUGAAUCAUGCUUUAAGUGAAUUUGUUAAAGAAUUAGGUAAUAUUUUAGUUAUAGAUCAUGAUAGUGGACGCAACAUCUCAAAAACUGUUUUUCUUCGAAUAUCUGUUCCAAACAAGAAGAAUGCUCGCCGAAAUUCAAUACACCUGGAAAGCAUCGAAGAGGAAGAGGAAGAAGAUGAAUCAGAAAAAGAAAGUCAACAUGGUGAGGAGAAAACAAAUAAUGUUAAUGAAGAAUUUGUUCCUGUUAAGAACAAUACUAACUCAAGCAGUGAUGAUUUUGAUUUAAAUAUAUUACAAUCUUUGAUUGACAAUACUGCCCUCCACGAAAGACUUGCUGAAAAUAUAAAUAAAGCUAUUGAUUCAAGUGGUGAGACAUCAAACCAUAAUAAAACAGAUGAAAAAAAGAUUAUUGAAACCAUUUUACAUAAUACUGAAGCUGAUCCUAUUUUUCACGACCUGUUGGAUGAGUUAGUCGCACCACGGACUGAAGACACAACCACACCAGAAGACACAGAUAAAGAGAAUGGUGAUCCAGCUGAAAAAAGGCCAGCUCCUAAUUUGGAUUCUGGACAUUUAUCUAAUGAGGAUCCAGAAACAUCAAAGAAAAUUGAAGAAGAAUCCAACCUUGCUAUAGAGGGCAUACUUGCUGGUAACAAGAAGAUGCAAGAAGAGAAAGUUAGUGAAGAACCUCAACCUACGGAAACUAUAGUAAUUUCUUCACCACAGGCCAUUGCAACUUCCAGCGGUAUCUACAAGCAGAGUUUCAUCAUUCCAGCUGGCUAUAAAGUUACUGAUGUGAUCCCCGCCUCCCAAAUAUCAACACCAUUGCAACCCAUAAAUGUGGCUAACAUUGCCACAUUUGGUCAUCUUUCUCCCAUUUUACCCCAGCCAGCCGGUGUCGCUAAACAAUCUGUGAGUAUUCGUGGUAGUCUUCAACCCCGCAGACGAAGAAUUCUUCCAAAAACAGAAAGCUUUGUUAUCCAAAUUCCUACCCAAGAUGAUCUAGUACAAGAAGUAAAAGUGGAAAUUCCUACUCCUCAAAAAGGACUUCCUGAAGGCAUCAAGGGAUCAAGAGUUCGGACUAGAGGAGGUAUUCAAAAAGUAGGCACUCGUGGAGUGAAAGCACUUGUUCCACGGAUGGCUAAACCAGUUGAUAAUAACAUUCUGGUAAUUUCUUCUCCAGGUGUUGGUAAAAAAUCUAAUAAUACUCCUGGCAUCCGAACUCGUGCAAUGUCAAAAAAACAAGAAAAAGAUAAAAAGGAUAUUGUGAAACCUUCUGUGACUGAAGUGAUUCAAAAUGUAUCAAAUGAAGAACCUCAACAGACUGAAUUGCCAACAGAAAAAGAUUCUUUGUCAGAGCAAAGUAAAGAAAAGCCCAAAGAAGAUUGUAUUAAUGAUUUAACUGAAGCAACACCUCAACAGCAAACCAUUCCAAAACAUCCAAGAGUAAGCUUUAGUACUCCUAGAAGAACUCAUGUUCGAGCAUUAGAUUUUGAAACUCCUGACAAAAACAUGACCUUCAGGAAAUCAAUGACAUCGCCUAAAGUCUAUCAACAUCAAAAGAAGGAACCCAGAGCCCUUGACUUCAUUAAGAGGGGUGGAAUGUUCAGUUCACCACCUAAAGAAAUGCCUAAGGAAGAUGAGAAGCUGCAAGAAAGUAAGAGUAAAAAAGGUUGGGAUUCAGAUUUAAGAAAUUUCAUGGUUUCUAAAGAAAACUUAGAUAUACCUACAUCAGUAGGUCUUAAGAGAAGAACUGGUGCUAAAAAAGAUAAGUCAGCAAAUCCUAAAAGAAAAACGACCAGAAAAAGAAUGCCUAAGAAGCUUCCUGAAAAGAAGAAUUCAAAUGAAGAGUUGGUAGAUCAAAUAGAAAAGGAAGUUAGAGAUGUUAUUGGAGAAGAAGAAAUGGCACUAAAUACAAGUCAAAAUAGUGAGAUUGGAAAUUUGAUAGAGAAGAAGUUGAUGGAAGAAAUGGAAAAAAAUGAUUCCUCUUCGUUGGAAAUUCUUGCUGAUAAACAAACACAAAGUGAGGCUUGUAAAAGUCCUGUUACUUCAGAAGAAAUAACAAAUCCAAAAGAAAUAAUAGAAGAUCAAGUAAGGAAAGAUGAUGCAGAAAAAACUUCAGAACCUCAAAUUCGUAAUAAUGAAGAUCGCACAAAUGAUGCUGAAAAACAUGAUGAUGGCACUAUGUCAGAAGAAUUUAAUACCUCAACUCCUCUAAAACUUGCAAUGUCUCCAGUAAAUGAAAAUAGCCGUGGACAGCUCACUCCUACAACAAAGCUUGUGAUGUCACACCUUGGAAAAAUAAAUACUCGAUAUCCCUCUGUAUUUAGUCCAACAUCCCAAUCUUCUCUUGAAAAUAUCUUAAUAAAAGAGUGUUCAAGGAUGGAGACAGAAAAAAAUGUAAGUAACCUUGCCCAAGAUAUAGAAAAGUUAAGUUCUCCUAAGUCGGACAGUUGUAGUAACAAUCAAACGACACAAAAUAAAGCUCCCGAGUCAAAGAAAGAUUCUUCCAAUGUCGCUGAUAAGGCAUUGACAUUCGAAUCAGUCUGUAAGAAUAGCAUUAAUUUAUUCCAUACGCCUGCCAAGUUCUUGUCUGCUCCUGUUCCUCCUGGCACUCCAGUCGAAAUGACUCCUUUAACCAAGGUUUUAGUUUCUGAAACAAGUUUUGCUGCUACAGUGUUAGUGACCCCAACUUUGCCACCUACACCGAAGAACUCGUCAUUGGUGACUCCUCAAAAGACUGAUGAAAGUUCUAUUGGUUCCAUAAAUUUAUCGGGUAAAGAAAAUGAUAAACCUGAAGAAGGCAUUGUUUCACAGAAAACUAAUCAAGAUAAACCAACGAAUCAAGAAAACACUCCUUUAGAAUCAGAUAUAAAUGUUAACAAACCUCCAACUUUGGUUAUAGAUCAUUCCAAGAACAAAAGUAAUGAUUGUAGUGAAAAAAAUAAAGUUCUUGUAGAAGCAUCUAAAGAUAUUGAUAUUGAUACAAAGACCUUGCCAAAUCCUGUUAUUGAAAAACAAACUUGUGCAACUCCCAAAAUUAAAUUAAUGAGUCCUAAAUUAAAUAAGAUUAAUGAACCACUAGUUAAAAAGAAAAGAGGUAAAAUUACAGAGCAACAUAAGAGUAGUGAGGGAAAUGUUUCCAAACAAACACAAGGAGUGCCUAAAUUAUAUUCAGAUAACUCAUUUGAUGGAAGAGACACUGAACAUGUUAUAGAUCUUGAGAAUAGUAACCAUUCAAUACAAUCAGAUACUAAAAGUUCAGAAAAAAGAAUUGAUGGAAAAAUGGAUAAAAAGCAGGGACCAAGAGAAACCAAGAAACAAACAUCAAAGAAAAAGACAUGUAUAGAAAGAAACAAAUCUAUAAAAAAGUCUCCUAAACAAAAUAUUGCAAAACCUAAAAAAUCAUCAGUGGAUGAAGAAAUGGAAUCUGAAAUUCGCCAUCUAUUAAAAGAUACUAAAGCUAAGCUGUUUGGUCCGGAUAAUUCUUCUGAUUCUGAUUCUUCUAUUAACAAUGAUGUGGAGCUGGAUCAAAGCAAUGUACAGUUGAAAACUGCAAGAGAAAGGUUGCAAAAGCUAGUCAAUAUUAGAAUGUUGGAUUCUUCAUCAUCAACAUCAGAUGAAUCAAGUGACAUUGAUGAAACAGUCGUCAAACUUAAUACCUCGGAAAAAGAGUCGAAAGAUGGUGAACCUAUCAAGAAACUUGAACAUUCCAUUCAGGAAGAGCAUGUGGAAUGUAAUCCUAUGAUAAUUAAACAUUCAGAAGGUUUUUUUUCCAAGCAGACUGAUGGCAGCAGCAGCAGCAAUAAGCUAAUAGAAAGCUCAAAAGUAAUAUCAAAAGAAAUUGAGGAAAGUUGUGAAAGCUUCCCAACUCUACAUCUUAGUGAAGAAAGUAAUCAGAGUUUGAAACUUGAUAACCAUUUAACUAAGUCUCAAAAGGCAAGAAAAUCUCCCCUAAGUGGAAAUGACUUAGUUGGAAAGAAAAGUAGUUCGUUACUGUCAACUGCCUCAUCUUCAAAGACCAAUGAACGAGUUAGUGUCGAAAAGACAGAGACAGCAAAUGAUCCAAGGAAAGUCUCUGACACUACUAGUGAAAUUGGAGACCAAACAAAUUUAAAUGUUAAACCCCAAAAUGACCAUGAGUCACAUAUGAAUGAAAGAGUUAUUCAUAUUUAUAGUGAAACUGUAAAAUCAAAAUUGUCUGAGUCAGAGGAAAAAAUAAUCCUAAGUAGAAACCAAGCUAUUUCAGAAUAUUUGGACAGUUAUGUUUAUUCUUUUACUUUGGAUGUUGACAAAUCGGGGAACUACUUAAAUAAGGAGUUGAAAUCGAGUCCCAUUUUUCAUUUAUUUCAUUUGGGUGAAAGUCAGCCUCUUGCUUCACACAGUAAGAAAGAUGACAGGAAGAUUGAGCCACCAAGAACUGACCAAAGAAUUCGUCCUAGGAGUAGUACAAGAAAUAGAAAACGGAACAGAUCUGCAUCUAGUGAUGAGGAUGAAAAAGAAAAACGAGACCACAAUAGAAGUUAUGGCAGUUAUAGAGAUGUAAGGAUUAGAGAAAGGGCCAGGGAUAAAUUUUUUAGGUACAAAAACACUUUUGAUCGAAGGGAUUCCUUUCCGAGAAAAAAGUACAGAGACAUGAGGAGUCAUCACGAUAGCAGGUAUCGUGAUUAUGAUCAUUAUUCCCCUUAUGACAAAAAAAGGUCUAGACACAGCUCUCCUGAACCUAGAAGAAAUAGCAAAAAAGAAGAACGAAGAUCUUUGGAAGAAAAAAUUCAAUCCAGCAAACAUAAAAUGUGUUCCAAUGUUAAUGAGAGUUUUACGAGUUCAAAAUCUGGUAGCGAAGGUGAUGAAAAACAUAGUGACGUGAACCGUACAUAUUCAGCUGAAAGAAGUUGUAUAGGUGAGAAGGAAAGGUGCUCUACCAGCAGUCAGAGGCUGGUGGUAGACGAUCAGCCAUCCCACUCAAGGUCACAGUCUCAGUCGCACGGUAGAACUUUUAAACUACCCUCAGCUGCUGACAGGGAGGAUGGUGAACUAUCUGAUUCUUCAGAAGUCAAGAGGAAAUGCUUAGAAGGAAGUAGGAGUGCUGUUAUUUCUCUGGAGGCUCAUGACAGUAGAGCGAAACUUCUAAAUAAAGUUGAUCUCGACCGAUUUUUAUCGAUUGUUCAUGGGGAGGAAGAAUAACGUUUUCAAUAUUUAGUUAGAUAACUUUUUAAUUGUAAUAUAUAUGUAAUAUAAUGUUUAUUAAUGUAAUGUAAAUAUUGUACAGUUUCAGAAGUGACUUGAAAAAUUGUGUGUAAUUAAUAGAUUUCAAAAAUCUAGUGCUAGUAAAUAGAUGUAAAUACAGAUUAUAUUUGAAUUAUAUGUAUUGUAAAGAUGGUCAAUACUAUUUUAACAACAGUACAAAUUUGAAAUUAUCAAUAACUGUAUUUAACAAUUGAACGUGUGAAAUAUUGUAUCAUAAUUUUAUAAGGCCAGAAAUCUUGUGAUUGUUUUCUUUUUCUAUCAAAAUUUAAUAAGCUCAAAUUCAUAUAAAAUUAAAGAACAAUAUUUUGUUACUUAUUUGGGUUUUCAAAGAGUCAAUAUUUAUUUUUGUCACCUUUCCUCAUCUUAGUUUUUUUUUUUUGUAUUAUAAUCUUUAUAGAAGUAGUAAAUAUUUAAUUUUGUAGAGGUUCUUUACCCUGAAAAACUGUUUUUAAAAGCGACAAAGUAACCAUACUGAGUGGCCAA
This is a messenger RNA of Nezara viridula (southern green stink bug), 6116 nucleotides long. The record is from the annotation of a GenBank genome assembly. NCBI's taxonomy places the organism in Eukaryota, Metazoa, Arthropoda, Insecta, Hemiptera, Pentatomidae.